This is a messenger RNA of Daldinia caldariorum, 1358 nucleotides long. RefSeq names its product flavin reductase like domain-containing protein. The transcript has 2 exons. Lineage: Eukaryota; Fungi; Ascomycota; Sordariomycetes; Xylariales; Hypoxylaceae. Bases 162 to 1133 code for a protein of 323 amino acids. Gene Ontology annotation, molecular function: FMN binding; riboflavin reductase (NADPH) activity. The record is from RefSeq and is a predicted model, not a curated record.
AUUAUCCAACAUUUCCUUAUCUUAUCGGAGUUUUUAAGUGCAAAGCUUCCAAAGCUCUUGGGCCUUUAUUUUCUUUCUUCAUAAUAAAAACAAGAAAAAGGAGAAGGAAAAAAACGAGCCAAUUAGGCUUCAGAAAUAACUUUGGUUCUCCAUGGACUGAAAUGAAGAGUCUUGAUGGUCUACGGUGGACGUUAAAGUCUACAAGGCCGCUGCUCUAUGCAUCUUCUUCCUACAUCAUAGCAACAGCUCAGGGAACUCUGAAGAGUUCCGGACAAGCGGGUCUUCCAAGAUGGUUACAUUCUAGCAAGAUCUUUGAGUGGCCAGUGAAGCCCUCAAGUCCUACACAACAUGUGCUAUCACAACCUAUGCGUUCUCUAAUGCGCCAAAUCCCGCAUCCCGUAGUCGUUAUUACGACCCUAGAGAAUGCGCAUAGUAUAGCCGAUCUCAGAGAUGGAUCGAAAGACCAGCUUCCACCCCCAGUACCCAGGGCUAUGACUGUGUCGUCCUUCACCUCAUUAUCUAUCGAUCCAGUACCGCGGGUCACCUUCAAUGUUUCUCUACCGAGCACAACCUACCAAGCUCUUAUGAAAUGCGGGAGGUUCAAUGCUCAUAUACUCAGUAGCGAUGAUCAUGGAGCUAGGAUCGCGGAUCUAUUCACCCGAGGCAACAGGCCUCCAGCAGCCGAGGAGACAACCAGAGACUUAGGUGAACCAGACUUAGGUGUUCUCGCUGGUCUAGAGAAGCUCGGUGUUCGGGUCCAAGGACGGGAUAUAUGGCAACGAGAAUGGGAACAAGCUAAAAUAUAUAAGAAACAAGUUGCCGCUACAGGAGGUACGGCUCAAACCGUCUCAGAUGUCGACUUACCGCCGUCAGGCACCUUGCCGGUAUUACAGGGCCAAGGCGUCAUGCAUGUGCUAAAGUGCGAAUACCGUCAUCUAUCGCCUCCCGUAGAAGGCGAUUUCGACCAUCAUGCCAUUGUCAUCGGCGAGGUCGUGGAUAUAAUAUCUGGAGAAUCUGAAGGCGAGAAUAGCAUCGCGCUCGCGUAUGCCGAUAGGGCAUACCGUCGGAUAGGACAGAAGCUGUUAGACAGACCUACACCCGACCAAGAAAAUCCCCUGGGAAAGAAGAGAUGAUGACAAUUCGAUACAUCUACAGGAAAUUCAAGUGUUCGAGGAAGGGGUGCACUUAGGUAGCGAGGUAAUGGAACAUGUAUAUAUGGCUUCUAGAGUUCUUGAUUUGCAUUAGAGAAAGCGAAAUAUACACCCCCCAGGUAUGCGUUUUUUAUACCAUGAUCACUACCUAGGUACACAGGCCCAUAUAGGAGACAUGAUUCCAGCUCUAUUCACCGCAGGAAUAGA